Messenger RNA from Folsomia candida, 1305 nucleotides. RefSeq names its product troponin I. NCBI's taxonomy places the organism in Eukaryota, Metazoa, Arthropoda, Collembola, Entomobryomorpha, Isotomidae. Gene Ontology annotation, cellular component: troponin complex. Bases 252 to 680 code for a protein of 142 amino acids. The transcript has 6 exons. The record is from RefSeq and is a predicted model, not a curated record.
GUAAUUUUCCUCCUCAGUGUUUUGUGUAUAUUGUUUUGCAGAAAUAUCAGUCAUUCAGAAAACGAUGGAAAUAUUGGCUAAAUUUAAAAUAUUCGCAAUUGUAGCCUCAUUUCAUCUCGAGGCUUUGCAAUCACCGUAGUUGUGUUGCACGGCUGGGAAAUUUAGUUUAGUUAAUAUUAUUAUAACUUUCCUGGUUCACAGUUCAGGGGGACUUGAGUUACCUCUAGUCAGGACAAGGAUCAAAAGUUGCCAUGGAUCCAGAACGGGCAAAAGAUAUCCGUGCAAGGAUUAAGGAGAGAAAAGAGCAGAGAAGGAAGACGAGGGCGAAAGGGUUUGUGACCAAAAGACGGCGACAAAAUCUCAAAGAAUGGGUCACAUUUCAAAGACAACGCUUUAACUUUGAAGAAACCCGUAAAAAAAAGAUGCAAGAAAGAGAUAAAGCCAUCAAAGAGAGAUGUGGACCGAAUAAAUCACCAAAUUCGAUGGGUGAAGAGGAAGUUGUCCGCCUAUGCAAGUUGUACCAGAAUCACGUCGCCAGGUUGGAGGAAGAUUUGUAUGACAUUGAUUACGAUGUCCGCUUCAAAGACAUGAAGAUUAACGAGUUGCGCCUCGAGUUGGACGAAAUGAGGGGAAGAUUUGUCAAGCCGGAGCUGAAGAAGGUGCGACGCUUCUUACGAUGAGGGAAUGUUCUCAAGACGAUACCCAUUUUUUUAAUGUUCAUUAGCGAAUUGUGUUAAUUUUUAACUUGGAAUUUACAAACUGCUUAGCUUCUUCACGUAUAAGGGAAGAGUACGUGCUUCUCCAAUGUAUGGUUGAGGUAAGAAAGGUAGACAAUCGAGGCAGGGUUUUGAGUUUUGCUCGAUAUUACCUACAGCCUUUGUUGAGUUCUGGCGGGCAACCGUUCAAAACUUUUAAGUCUCGAGACUCUCUUAAGGGGUGGAUCGGCACCCUACUAAACACACCUUUUCUUAUUCCUCUUGUUGAUACCUCUCUAACGGUAUAAACAAAAUUCUGAAAUUUUCACAUACAGUCAAGUUACUUAAUAUUUGGCCAAAUGUCUACCUCAACCAUACAUAAGCCAAGGCCAAGAUGUUAAACAAUGCAUCUGAUAAAAAUAAAGGCAGAGAUGAAUAUUUUGGUUAGAGUGUGUGAUACCAGCAAGAAGAACGAUGCAUUUAUAAUUGCAUAAUUAAAAUACUUUGGGCUAGAUUACCUAGGCAUGUGUAUGUCCUCCGGAGUGAAUAUGCAUAGUUGGGAAAAAACAUGUGAAAAAAACGACGUGGGAAAAUAUUCAAAUCAAUGAUA